CCUUGUGACCGGAGGGCAUCGGGUUUCAUUUCAGCGCGCACUUUUAGAGCGCCGCUGUUUUCCCUGCACUUGUGAUCUUUUAGGGGACGUCGUUUGUUUGCAAGUCCAAAAGCCAUGACGUCCGCCAGCAACGAAGAGCCAUCGGCGAACUGGGGGGAAUGCAUGGAGGCGGCGGUGGAGAUCGCGCGCAAAGCGGGGCAGGUCAUCAGAGAAGCUGUUAAACAUGACAAAUGUGUAACCACAAAAAGCUCAGCUGUCGACCUGGUGACAGAAACGGAUCACCUGGUUGAGAAUCUGAUCAUCUCUUCUCUAAGGGCAAAAUAUCCUUCUCACAGUUUUAUAGGUGAAGAAUCUUCUGCAGCUGGUGAAAAGUGCUGUUUAACAGAUAAUCCAACCUGGAUAAUAGAUCCUAUUGAUGGGACUUGCAAUUUUGUUCACAGUUUUCCAAUGGUUGCUGUGAGCAUUGGUUUUGCUGUGAACAAAGAGCUUGAAUUUGGUGUCAUCUACCAUUGCCUUGAAGAGAACCUGUACACUGCAAGAAAAGGCCAUGGUGCAUUCUGCAAUGGUCUAAAGCUUCAAGUGUCAAAGGAAACAGAUUUGUCCAAGGCUUUGAUUUUAACUGAAAUUGGUGCAAAGCGAGACCCAGAGACCCUGAAGAUUUUUCUUGGAAACAUGGAAAGGUUUCUUAAAGCACAUGUUCAUGGCAUUCGAGUGAUUGGCAGUGCAACCUUAGCUCUUUGCCAGAUAGCAGCAGGGGCAGCAGAAGCAUAUUACCAGUUUGGACUCCAUUGCUGGGAUAUUGCGGCAGCAGCGGUCAUCAUCAGGGAAGCUGGCGGAAAUGUGAUCGAUACAUCAGGUGGGCCGCUGGACCUGAUGUCUCGCAGGGUAGUGGCAGCGGGAACUCAGGAGAUGGCCAAUCACAUUGCACAGAUGCUCGAGACAAUAACCUAUGAACGAGAUGAUUAUAAUGCAAACAACCUUUAGAAAAUGGAGACCAAGAACACAAAAUGGAUUCCUAUACAUACAUUUUUAGAAACCUAUUCAGCACUGACCUGUAAUAAUAUUUAUUGUAUUUCUAGUGGAGAAGUCUAAGAUAUUAUUUGGUACAGACCUUCCUAAACAACCAUAUGCCACUGAUGUUUUAUAUGGUUUGUUUGUUUUUUUUUUUAACCUAUUCUACAUAUUUUCUAGAAAUGUCCAUUACAUUAAAGAAACAAAAAGUAUUAAGUGACCAACUUUUUAAA
This is a messenger RNA of Erpetoichthys calabaricus (reedfish), 1244 nucleotides long. RefSeq names its product inositol monophosphatase 2 (gene impa2). The transcript has 8 exons. Gene Ontology annotation, molecular function: inositol monophosphate 1-phosphatase activity. The coding region runs from base 115 to 984 and encodes 289 amino acids. Gene Ontology annotation, biological process: signal transduction; inositol metabolic process; phosphatidylinositol phosphate biosynthetic process. The record is from RefSeq and is a predicted model, not a curated record. NCBI's taxonomy places the organism in Eukaryota, Metazoa, Chordata, Cladistia, Polypteriformes, Polypteridae.